ACGUGUAACACUAAGUAACACUAACAGUAUUUUCUCUAAUAUUUUAGUCAGCACGAUUUGCUGGACAAAAUCAUAAGCUAUUGGAUGGAGAUGAUUGUGUCACCAGUUCAAAUGGAUAUAUGUUACCAUUAGCAUGGAGGCAACAUCCCGCGACCAUUCCCAACCAGUGAAUGGCUAAAUUCUACCAUCCCAGCCUGAUCCAUCUCGCUGUCGACGAACAAGCACCGCAGCUUCAACUCCAGGCCAUGCCGUCUGCUCUCCGCUGCCGACGAUCUUGCAUCAGCAGUCAGUGCCUGCUCAAGCUAGGCCUGGUUGUCCUGGUGGUCUUUGCCUGCCACCUGCUGCUGCAGGGAAUCCAGAAUGGGGCUGUGGAGACGAGCGACACUUGGUGGGUUCACACCGACGACCUGCUAAUGGGUCAGAGGGCCCAUCGGGUAUUUCAAAAGGGUGGACGUUUCCAAAAGUGCGAGGUGCCUCGUCUGGACCCCUCAGAUCCCCCUGAUGACAACGUCCACUGCCGACGGAUAAAGCCCCUGCCCAACUCUUGCCAGCUUGCCCACGAUCUGUUCUCCUCCGAGCCGCCUGAUAAGUGUGAAGGGGAAGGCCCAUUCAACAUUUGCCAAAUUACGACCAGAGACAAACACCACCACGAGGUGCACUGUGAUUCCAAAGUCUGCGAGGCAGGGUUUUCCCUGGGCACCAUCGAUCCCGACCUCGGAAUCCUCAAAUGGAAGGAGUACGGUCAAUCCUUGGAUCUUGAAAACCAAAUCAAGUCGUUAAUCAGCAUUCAUCCUCAAAAUCACCACGACUUCUGUUUCAUCCGGUGUCUCCCGAGGAAAGAGGAGAUUGAAGAUAACACGGAUGAACAGAGAGCGGGAACAGGAUCAAUGGAAGAGCAAAUCUAUGGAGAUUAUGUCAACCAACACUAUGAGUUUGACCUUCAGGACUCGCUGCCGAAGCAGCUACUCAUUCUACCGAGGCAUUUCCUAAAACCCAAGGUUAAAACUCGUGACAAGAAGUCAAAGAUUAGUUUCAACUUGUACUUACUUGAUUCGGUCUCGCACAGCCACUUUUUCCGUUCGUUGCCCAAGAGUGUUCACAAACUGCGUCGGAUUAGGAAAUCUGGAAAUGCGUCUGUGUUCAACUUCAAUCUUAUGCAGUCCUUGAAGGGACGCACUUACGAGAAUCUACAGGCUCUGUUUGCUGGAGAGCUGUACAAUCCUAACAAUCCUUUCGGGGUUCAGGAUAUGCCGCCGAAAGCCGUGCAAAUGGGGACCUUGCUGAGGAGUAUGAAGCAAGCCGGCUAUCGGACCAUGUGGACCGAGGAUCUUUGCUGGACCUGGGAAUGGGGUAUCGCCAAGAACAUGGUGGUCCACUCUCCAAGCGAGAACCAGGAUGUCCGCUGGAAGAAACUGAAAGACGUCCUCCAGCAAGCUGGAAUAGAUGGGCUGAGCUUUUCCCUCGCCAGCUGCGAGAUCUUAAAAGCCAACGGCAUCCGGGAUACAUUCCACGGGCCCUCUGUCGUUUGCUACAACCAAAAGCAUCACCAUCAUUACACGUUUGAGUUCCUAAAGAAGGAGCAGGCGCAACUCAACGCGGCACAGCAGCCGUUCUUUCACUUCACCAUCGCCAACGUGGCUCACGAGGACUCCGGAAGGCGGGUUCAGACACUGGACGAUGACCUUGCAGACUACUUUGAAUUCCUUUCCACCCAAGACAACAUGGUGACUGUUCUCUUAGCAGACCACGGGAACGCCUACGGAGCCUUCAUGGGGAAAACCAUCGAGGCCAGAAUCGAGAUGUUCCACCCGGUCUUCAUCAUCCUCAUGUCUGAAAAUGUCGCCAAGCAACUCGGACCGGCUAAACUCAAAGCCCUGUCGCUCAACCAAGACCGCUUGGUGAGCAUCUUAGACUUACACUACAUGCUCCAAUCACUAUCUCCAGGUGGUCCUGUCACCAUCGCUCCCGAACUUGCAGCGUAUGACUUAUCACCAGACGGACUCUUAGCACCUGUGUUGCCCAACAGGACCUGCGACUCGAUUCCACGAAUCGAUCCCAACAUCUGCAUAUGUGACAAUUACGAGAAAGCCGUAGCCAAUGACAGUAGCCGGGCUGAGAUAGCCCAAGCCAUUGUGCAUGAGAUCAAUGAGGUUAUACUACAAAAUGCCAAUGCCGGUACCAACAGGAAGGGGUAUGGCGCUUGCAAAGAGCUGGAGUUGAAGUGGUUUGGGAACGUCAAAGAAAGUUAUCCAAAGACCGAUGAAACAAUCCUGAAGAUGGACCUUCAUUUUGAGUCGGGAAGGAACUCUGGCAACGCGGAGGAAGUCAUGUUCGUAGUCCUCCAGAUCAAAAAGACCGAGUCCUCGUUGCACAUCCAGCUGCUCAGCUUUGAGCGCAUGACGAGUUACUCACAAUUUGAGAAGUGCAAGGAUGCGGAGGUGCCAACCAAACUCUGCGUAUGUGAUCUGCCAACGUGAUUGAGUCUUUCAUCUUGCCAUAACAAAAGUAUCCUCAGGAAGAGUCACCAAAAAAGAAAUUGUUCCCUGAACUUUAAAGCCAUAUUGGAUCAUUUGCGUUUCAGGAAUUUUAUUUUUUCCCAAUAAGAAAACACCACUCUAACUCCAAAGAAGAACGUUCAAAACCUAACAUGUUGAGGUUUCAGUUCUGCGGAUAGUUUACGUUUUGAGAAAACAGUGAAAAACGAUGUACAACCUUUUGAUCACAAAACAUGAUGUCGUUGUCAAAAGCAUUCUCUAUCCCCCCCCCCAAAAAAAAACCGGCAGUUGACUGGUCCUUGGAAAUCACCUACUUUUCUUGAUUCCUUCAUAGGUUGUUGAGAACCAGUGCAAUCUUUCAUCCAAGUUAGUAUUUUGAUAAUGAUUUGGAAGGUUACUUUUGGGAUAUAUGCAAAUGUUCCAAUAUGCCUUUAAAGCUCCAUGUGAUCGUUGCAAUACUGGGUCCUACAGAGGCCUAUAAUUUUGGUUUAUUAUGCUCGGUGUGGGGAGUGUGGCCUAGUGGUAAGGGUUUGUGACUCAUGAUCAGAAGGUUGGGCGUUUAAUCCAGCUACUGGCCGUGUGUUGCGUCAUUGGGAAAGCCCCUUCACCCCACUUGCCUCUCUCCACCCAGGAGUAUAAAUGGGUAAUGGUGUCACAUGAAAAUCCGACUCCUGUGAA
Molecule: messenger RNA, 3173 nt
Organism: Patiria miniata (bat star)
Lineage: Eukaryota; Metazoa; Echinodermata; Asteroidea; Valvatida; Asterinidae
Exons: 5
Coding region: 171-2477 (768 amino acids)
Source: RefSeq, a predicted model, not a curated record